This is a messenger RNA of Lactuca saligna, 1393 nucleotides long. The record is from the annotation of a GenBank genome assembly. NCBI's taxonomy places the organism in Eukaryota, Viridiplantae, Streptophyta, Magnoliopsida, Asterales, Asteraceae.
GAAAUUACAAGUUUGUACAGGAAAGGGCGGGUGAACCGGAUUAAAUAGGGCAAAAUUUGCUAAAUUCGUUACUACUUUCUGUAAUCGAUAGAAACUUAUUUUAGGGUUUGAAUCAGAUUCAACAAACUGAUGCUGCGUCGCUGUCUCCGAUUUCACUUGAGCUUCCCGUUUCUGCCUUAAACACUGUUUUUUUUAUUUUUUAUUUUUUUUAUUACCACUGGAAAGAUUUCAGAGGUGCAUAAAUGGGCGUACCUAAGCAGAAGUGGACAUCAGAAGAGGAAGCUGCUCUUAAAGCUGGAAUAGCCAAGUAUGGACCAGGGAAAUGGAGCACAAUUCUCAAAGAUCCAGAGUUUUCUUCUGUGUUGCAUUUGCGUUCCAAUGUGGACCUUAAGGAUAAAUGGAGAAAUAUGAACUGCAUGGGUAGUAGCUAUGGAUCUCGCCAAAGGGGUAGUAGACCUGCAAAAUCUCAGCCAAUUCAUAAGUCUGAAGAUAUUUCUACUUCUUCUAAAGAAGAAGAUGGUAUGCAAAUUUGUAUUGUAGAUCCUCUUCCAACAUUAGCUCUACCAUUGCAAAUUCAUGAUUCCAAGAAGCCAAUGCAAAGAUUGGAAUUGGAUAGCCUUAUAUUGGAUACAAUAGCUAAUCUGAAGGAGACUUGUGGCUCUAGUCGUGCUUCAAUUGCUGAAUAUAUUGAGGAGAAUCAGUCAACACCUCCCAACUUUGGAAAACAGUUGAAAGAAGAGUUAAAUGCUUUAAUCGAUUGUGGGAAAUUGAUUAAGGUAAAGCAUAGGUACAGAAUUGCACCAAGUUCAUAUGUAAAAAAGAGCUCAAAAAAUGAAGAGAAUUGCAGAGUGGGAGAGACAAGUGGCAACAAGAUAAUUACAAAAGCAGAAAUAGAUGCAGAGUUGGAGAAGAUGAAGAUGAUGACACCUCAGGAGGCUGCUGCUGUUGCUGUGGAAGCAGUUGCAGAAGCAGAAGCUGCUAUUUUGGAAGCUGAAAGGGCAGAAAGGGAAGCAGAAGUUGCAGAAGCUGAUGCAGAAAAACUGCAUUUUGGGCAUGAAUAUAAUGAGAUUGAAACAGGAUUUUGGAGGUGAUCGUUGUGUUGAGAUAUGUGGAUUGUUGUAAAGGCUUGUGGAUUUUGUUCUCUUUUGAGGUAUAAAAUGAAUGAGAGUAUUUAAUUAGGUAAACAAAAAUUGUUUUGGGUAAACUGCUCACAAAUAUGAGAUUGGAGAACACAAAUACCAUAUUUUAUAGGAUUAAAACGUGCUUUUUUGAAAACAAACCCACUUAUGUAAAUACUUGAUUAGCACAAUGCGAAGAAAAGAAGUGUAAAGAAUGCCUCAAACUGUCAUAUGGUUGUUAAUUAAAUAAAAAAGAUGAGAUAAUGACUUAAAAG